GCCAGAUUCGACUUUUAAAAAUGUCUGCCUUAACGUUACUGCGCCGUGUUGUCGGUGAACAAAUAUUUAAUUCUUUUGCUAAAUCGACACCGAUCUCCUGUCAAUUACAAUCUAAAAGAAAUCGUUGGAAAUUAGUUAAACUUCCAGAACCAGAUGAUCCAAGAACGUAUUUUAAAAGAAUCGUACAUUACACAGAUGAGUAUACGAUUGAACCAUUAAAGGUUACAAAUUUAGGUGGCAGAGAUCCUGUAACAGGAAGAGUAGUAGUGAAAGGUCUCGGUGGUGGUAUAAAACAUAAAUAUCAUUGGAUUAAAUGGACAAGAGAUGGUCCUAGUGAUUUAAACGAGAAACCUAAAGAGGAAAGAGUUCUUGAAGUUUUUAAGGAUGGUUGCAGGACGUCUUUUGUUGCACUUGUUGGUUCUGGUGAUGAAUUGAAAUACAUUUUAGCUACAGAAAAUAUGAAACCUGGUGAUAUAAUAAGAACACACAGGGGUAUUCCACGUAAUCCUGUAAGAGCAAAUGAAGGGGAUGCUUAUCCUUUAGGUGCUUUACCAAUUGGCACCAAUGUAUGUUGCGUUGAACGAAAUCCUGGAUCAGGAUCAAAAUAUAUACACUCGGCUGGAACCACAGGUAAAAUAAUUCAAGCUGAUGGUCCAGAUAGGAUGGUUGUUCAAGUACCUAGCAAGAGAAAGUUUAGUUUUGAUAGUAGAUGUAUGGCAGUGGUAGGACGUUUGUCAAAUAUCUUGCACGGUUCUACGCCAAUUGGUAGCGCUCAAAAAAAUCGCGAACUUGGUAAUCGUCCAAGUAGUGGUCUUUGGCAACGAAAAACUGGAAGAUUUGGAAGGAAGAUAAAACCACCGAAAAAAGUUCAAAAGGUUGAUGAUAAAGGUAGGAUUGUUCCAACUAAACCGAUUGUUUGUAAUUUACAUGGUCUUAGUUAAAUCACGUUAUAUUUAUAUUAACCUUAUGAUAAAAAAAAAUAUACAUAUAUGUAUAAUAUAAGCAUAUAUAUAUAUA
Messenger RNA from Polistes dominula (European paper wasp), 1017 nucleotides. It is a transcript of the gene mRpL2, whose product is annotated as mitochondrial ribosomal protein L2. Gene Ontology annotation, cellular component: ribosome; mitochondrial large ribosomal subunit. NCBI's taxonomy places the organism in Eukaryota, Metazoa, Arthropoda, Insecta, Hymenoptera, Vespidae. Gene Ontology annotation, biological process: mitochondrial translation. The record is from RefSeq and is a predicted model, not a curated record. Gene Ontology annotation, molecular function: structural constituent of ribosome; RNA binding.